Molecule: messenger RNA, 1125 nt
Organism: Puccinia triticina
Lineage: Eukaryota; Fungi; Basidiomycota; Pucciniomycetes; Pucciniales; Pucciniaceae
Exons: 2
Coding region: 1-1125 (374 amino acids)
Source: RefSeq, a predicted model, not a curated record
AUGAGUUCAGUCGACGAAUCAACCACACCCCGCGAGCAUCCUGAUCCUACCACCGAACCCAAGAGAUUGAGUGGCAUCGCGGGCUCCGACGACAGCCACGACGACAGCGUUCAUGGCGGUGAGAAGGUGGAUCCGAGCACGGAUUUCUUGGAUUUCUUGGAUCUAGAGUCGACGACGCCGCCCUUAGAAGAACUCGACGGCCAACCUAGGAACACCGGUUCACAUUUCCCUCCGUCCGACUCCCGCGAUAGUGAUCAGACUGAUGGAGUGCCGGUUGCUAAUGUGGCUGACAUUCCGGCUCCAGCGGGUGCUAGCCCGGUCAAAAAUUCCACGCGAGCUGAUGGCACGCCGAUGGAUGCUGAUCCGGUUACGUCCGGUACUGCGCCUCGAAGGGGCAAAAGUCCAUCUGAAGAGAGUGACACGAAGCCGAGACGGAGUACAAACCCUUCGCGAAGUCAAACCAACUGGUCAGCUGUGAUCGAGGUGGAAUCUGAUCCGGAAGACGCGAACUGGGAUGACGAGGAGGAAGAAUCACUCACCGGGUCCUCUGAAACCAGCGACAAAGAGUCCUCGGAAAGCAGCGACGAAUCUUCAAACUCGGAUUCUCAGAUCUCAUCGACCUUGCAGGCUCAGUUGCCCAAGCCAGCCGGCAAGGGUAAGGGGCCCGCGGAACCGCUUUCCUAUCAUGCGUUGAGUCUCCGCUACGCAGCCUUGGAGGAUCAUCGGAAGGAGUAUACCCGCCAGGCCCAAAAGGAGAUCAGUCGCUGGGAGGACAAAAUCGAAAAGUUGAAGAAAAAAUCGUGCCAGAAGUCGAUCGCCUUGCGCAAACUGAAAAGGCGACAGAAGAACAAAGACCGCAAGAUAGCCGAGAUCCAUCAACGCGUUCAAUCCGAGCUCCAAGAUAUCAAAUCUCAAGUGGAGGCCGCCGGGAACACCGACUUGGCCGCUCAAAUUCGCGAGGCUACGGCCCGAAUCGCCCAGCAAGAGGAUGACAUCAACGCGCUCCAGAACGAAAACGUGAUCCAUGCUUUGAUCAAAUUGGACUUGGAAACUCAUAUAGAAAAACUUCAGGCAAAAAAGCGCGCAUUGGAAUCCAACCCGAAUGAUCUCUUGCGACCCUCUUAA